AUGCGGCGAUUGAUUAUGCUAUUCAUCUUCAUACUCUUGAUUGAUUAUGGUUAUACACUUCAUUGUAUACAAUGUGAUAAGCAUAGUGGAUGGUAUUCGGAGGAAGAGCAUGAAAAGCAUGUAGAAGCUUGUCAACAAGCUGCUAUUGUUCCAACAAAAUGUCAAAAUGCCAGCCAUACUCAUUGCAUUGUUAGUUGGUAUCGAAAUGGUGGUGAAUCAAUGCGGACAGUUACCGAAAGGAAAUGCGGAGGAGCUGAAGAUAUUACUGGAUGUACACUUUACAAUUCAAAAAUUGUACAAAAGAAGGUCAGAAGACAUUUGAUCAACAGGGAUACUGAUUUCAAUCAAGAGCAGCCUAAUGUGAUGCGCGAAAGUGCCGUCAUAUUUGUUGAAGUGUGUAGCGAAUCGUGUGCAAUGGGAGAUUGUGUGAACUACUCAUCUACACACAUUCUAGCAUUCUCAUAUAUGCUAUCUCUAUUAGCAGUAAUAUUAUAA
Messenger RNA from Auanema sp. JU1783, 495 nucleotides. Lineage: Eukaryota; Metazoa; Nematoda; Chromadorea; Rhabditida; Rhabditidae. The record is from the annotation of a GenBank genome assembly.